UUAAUUCCAUCAUGGCGGCUGCCAGAAGACACAAGCGCGUGGCAGCUUCUCAACCAGGAUUUUUGCCUCUUAAAGCGGAUUUAGAUGGAAACAUUGCGGACAUCAAACGGAGAAAACGUGUAAACAAAAACAGGAAAAAGAACUGGAACAAAUACAGUGAUAUUCAUGAUGUGGAGGACUUUCUGGAUGACGUGCGGCUUCAGGAGAGAGCCACAGGUGGGUUGAUAUCUGAAAAACCUGAUGACAGCCUCUUCUUUGUAGACUUGGGUGAAAAAGAAAAAGACACUCGACCACAAGAAGAAGAAACCGUCAAGAAGUCUAGAAGUUCAAAGCCACUGCGGAUAGAUCUAAUUCUUCGGCCUGCCUCUCACAUACAAGCACCAAAGAAUAUAUUAGCCUUCCAGCAGCCCAACGCUAAAAAGCAGCGGCGCAUUGCCGAGAAAGCAGCAAAGUUGGCGGCCAUAGGCGUGGUGCCACGCAGAGAAAGACUUCUUCAGCUCCGCAGGGCUGCUGCCACCACCAGAGUCCCUGUUAAAGAAAAUCCAGCCUGUAAUAAUCCACAGACACCUUUUUAUGACCUGUGGAGUGCAGGCACACCAGAAACAGCAGAUCCCUACUACCUCGAACAGACUAAGAAAAAGCGUGUCAGGAGACCAAGUAAACUGAAUGAGAAGCCCUCUGUUCUUCCUGCAGUUGAGAUUAUCGCUCCUGGAGCUUCAUACAACCCAGACUUCUUUUCUCACCAGGAGCUGCUCCGUGAAGCGCAUAAGGUGGAAGUCAAGAAGCUAAAGGAGGAGGAAAAAUUGCAGCGACAAUUGGCUGUGAAUGGAGAAAUUGCAACUGAGGAGAGCACCUUUAAUGAGCAGGUGGAAGGUUUGAUUGAAGAAGAAGAAGAAGAGGAGGAGGAGGAGGAGGAGGAGACGGAACAAAAGCAGCCGGAGGAGGAGACCGAGGACACAGCUGUCGGACCGUCUGCAACUCAAAAAAAGAAAACCGAGAAACAGAGGAAGAAAGAGAAAGCAGAAAGGAUAAAGGAGUUGCAAAAGAAAGCUGAGCGUCAGGUGAUUGACAGGAGGCAACAGUUGUUCCAGCUGCGAUCUAUCCAUGCCAACCUGAAAAAACAGGAACAGGUGACAAAGAUGAGACGGACUCAGCGGAAGGCCAAUCAGGAGGCGGAGAAAAGCAUGCCACGUCGACUGGGCAGACUCAAGUUCCAGACACCUGAUCUGGAUGUGCAGUUGAGCGAUGAGCUUCCCGGCUCUCUUCGCAGUCUAAAGCCAGAGGGCAGCAUCCUCAAAGACAGAUUUAAGAGCUUCCAGAAGAGAAACCUGAUUGAGCCCAGAGAGAGGGCCAAAUUUAAGAGGAGAAUCAAGGUGAAGUACACAGAAAAGAGGGCAUUCAGGGAGAUAAAGUGACUGUCACAAUACUCCCACAGUGGAGCAAACUAUGACAACAUAACGUGCUGUGCUGCUCACAGAACAAUCAAAAUAAAUUACUUGGAUUCUAAAAUUACUUGAUACUUUGUUGCAUUUAUUGCGUGUGUUUCUAAAAAUAUGUAAACUUGUAUUGUCUGUUUGUUUAGUGAUACAUUAUUAUGAGUAGGAAUUGGUAGUUAAAAAACACAUUUUAUUAAAGGUGCCGGUUUUGGUUUAUGCUCCAGUUCUCCUGCCAAACGGUCUGGCUCAAAUCAAUGCGGAUACUAUGGAAUGCGGAUUAGAUACACCGGGAUGAAUUACUGCGGCAAAAUACAGCCGAGUGCUUUGGGUGAAAUAUAUUGUAUUUUACAUUGCUAUGCAUUGCUAUUUCAUUUUCAAUAUGACAAAUGUACAUGAAGUUUUAUCUUCUUGGCUUGUUAAUUGGUCAGCCUUGAGGGUUUAAGAAAAUCUGUGCAAAUUUGUUAAAAAUGCCAUUGAUGUUAUUUCAAGAAAAGCCAUGUAAUUAGACAUAAUGGCCUGGUUUCGCAGACAAAGCUUAGUUUAAGCCAGGACUAUGCCUUAGUUUAAUUUGAAUAUUUAAGUCCCUUUAGAAAAAAAACAUUACUGGUGUGCAUCUUGACACAAAACAUUGGAACUAAUAUAUUUUAAGAUAUGCCAGGGCAAGUUAUUUUCACUUAAGACAGCUAAAACAUUCAUUUUAGUCUUGGACCAGGCUCAAAAAAUUUAAUGAGGCCGUUUAGGAACAACAUAGUCAGCUUUUAUCAAUGGACUUACAGUAUAGGCCAUAUAUAGCAUGCAAUGUGCAGAAUGCUGUAAUUUACUACAAUUUGAUGUAACAUAACCAGGCUUUGUAUAUAAAAUAAAAAUAAAUAUGUACUCU
Triplophysa rosa is the source of this 2316-nucleotide messenger RNA. RefSeq names its product NOP53 ribosome biogenesis factor (gene nop53). The transcript has 12 exons. Gene Ontology annotation, biological process: ribosomal large subunit assembly; rRNA processing. The record is from RefSeq and is a predicted model, not a curated record. Gene Ontology annotation, cellular component: nucleolus. Lineage: Eukaryota; Metazoa; Chordata; Actinopteri; Cypriniformes; Nemacheilidae. Gene Ontology annotation, molecular function: 5S rRNA binding. Bases 12 to 1415 code for a protein of 467 amino acids.